AUGGCUCAAAAAAACGUCAUCGCAAAAUGGCUGGAGAGUCAUGUUGUUCAAUUGCUCUCUUGGGCUGAUAUUGCAAUCAAACAUGACGAUAUCGAUUUUGACAAGACUGUAGUUUCUCACCUCAAGCAAAAGUGCGGGUGGAUUAUACUACUGCAAGGUUUACUGGAUAAAUGGGGUACCCGCGACAAAGAUAGUACUCGAAGCAGAACCAUCAUAAAUAAAGGUUCCAUCUGUUUGAUUAAUAUUCCAGAUGCUUUGAGGAGCCAAAUCGCGCUUGCUUGUGAAGACUUUGAAGUUGAGCUUCGCGCAAGCAAGCAACCGUCAAGAUCUACCGACAGUGGCUCGAAGUCGAAAAAACAUGGGCGCAACAAUUCUCAGGCCAAUACUCAAAAGCCAGCACCUGAAGUGCAGGGCGAAAAGACUUCCGGCUCAACUCUUCCCAGGACUCCAAUGAAGCUUAGGAAAAGAGAUGCUAGUUCGAUUCCAGAGGAAUCUCAAUACAUCACAAAAAGAAGAAAGCUCACUCGCGAUGCGACCUUCUCACCAGAACCACAGGGCAAGGAAACUCACGAUCCAAUUCUUCCUAAAGCACAUACCAAGCGUAAGAUCAGAGACCCCGAUUUUGACACAGAGGUAUCUCAAUCUGCCACCAAGAAAAGAAAGGUUAAUCCUGAUUCGACUUAUUCACCCGAUCCCCUCUCGUGCACUCAUCAUCAAUCUUUUCACAUCAUCGAAGAUAGCCAAGAUGAAAAUACGCAAACGGCCAGCGAGAAUGGUCAAACUACUCCUCGUGUUCAGUCGCCAACAUCUGUUCGCAAGGGAAGACUAUCACAAAGAUGUGAUUAUUGUCGACGAAGAAAGGUGGCAUGUAAUGGCGCUCGUCCUGCUUGCUCCAAUUGUACGAAGAAGGGCUUGCAAAGUAGUUGUUCAUAUGAAGACGCACCAGCAUUAUCCGAAUCUCGUGAAAAGCGUUUGAGCUUCAGUGAACCGGCUCAUCAUGUUGAAGAUGACACGACAGAUGAAAAAACACGAUGCAUCUGCAAGAAUGCCCAGACCUAUACCGACUGGGUUCAAUGCAAAAACUGUAGUGUAUGGCAGCAUUGCAUUUGCGUUGGAGUGGGAAUUACAGAAGCAAAGAAUAUAGAAUUUUCGUGCAAAGAAUGCAGCACCAAAGCCCCUUAUGAGGAGCACAUUGAGAAGGAGCACAUUGAGAAGGAGCCAUUGUCGAAAAGCAGCGAGAUUUGCGAUAAGCCAGGAUAUGGAUCACAAACCGACAGUGUAUUGCUUGCUUUGGCGAAAGAGGAUGUCUCACGUCUGCGAGAGAUUGUCGAAGAAAGCAAUUUGGAAGUGGUCGAAUUAAAAGAGAGUCUACAGGUCACAUCAAUGGAUGCACGGCGUCUAAGGUCAAACUUGGCGCAAUUGGGAAAGAAUUCUCCCGAGUAUGUUCUUGAUAAAAAAGAUCAAGAGAUUAAAGCCUUGAGGAAGGAACUGGAGACUCGCAGGUUCUUAUCAAGGUUUACACAGCUCGGUGACACAUCCGACGAGACCUUCAAAUAUGACAGUGUUCAAAAUUUGGUUGAUGUGUUUGGUACAAUUGAUCAACUACCAUUCGAUGAAGUUCCAGUAAUUGUCCCUCCCGGGCUGGAUCAUUACCAGGAGCUCGAAAAGAUCAUUCUUGAUACUUUCGGUCAAGACGAAACACUCCGACAAACAGCUGAAGACCUUGGAGCCAGCCUUUCAUCCAUGAAGACACACGUGGUCUUCAGAGCUUUAACAGCAAGCUUCCUGAAACUUUGGGUAUUCGAGUCCGAUUUUCCGCAACUUGAGGGCUCAUCCUCAGACUACGUAAAGAGCAUCCGAAAAAAAAUGACAGCUGCAGACGGACCUAAAGCAAUGAGAAAUCUUGAUUUGGCUGCACGUUAUGAUGUAAUCUCGAGUGAAAAGUUCAAACACCAAUACAUAUACCCCGAAGCCGAGCGUCUAGCUAUAAAAUACUCCGAAAUUAUGGAACCACUAUUCGCCAAGAAUCCUGGUAGCGAGAUUUUCAAGAAUUGGGAUGGAUUCUCAACUUGGAAUGAUGAUAAGGAGACAUGGCAAGAUCGUCAAUCUCGACUCAUUGGAAUGUUUCGGGUGGCCUUGAAAAGCAAAGCAGAUUCCACAUUGAAUUUUAGGGAUUAUGAGUUGGUUGCGUUUGUACCAGGUACUCCAUAUGACCCUAAAUCUAUGUUCAACGAAGACGCUCUGUAUAGAAAGCCUGGCGGCAACAACAGCGAUUGGGUUGUCGAAUUUUGCAUUCAGCCGGCAAUCUAUGUACACGAAAAGGAGAGAACAGAUGAUUUCAUUAGCUCCCAAAGCUUUGUGCGCAAGACUGUACGAAGCGGAAUCGGUCUGACACCAUCUGUUAAAGCUGAGGUGCUUUUACGACCAAAGAAUGGUGGCUCUUAG
Botrytis fragariae is the source of this 2445-nucleotide messenger RNA. Its product is annotated as putative transcription factor cys6 protein. Gene Ontology annotation, molecular function: DNA-binding transcription factor activity, RNA polymerase II-specific; zinc ion binding. NCBI's taxonomy places the organism in Eukaryota, Fungi, Ascomycota, Leotiomycetes, Helotiales, Sclerotiniaceae. The record is from RefSeq and is a predicted model, not a curated record. Gene Ontology annotation, biological process: regulation of DNA-templated transcription. The coding region runs from base 1 to 2445 and encodes 814 amino acids. The transcript has 5 exons.